This is a messenger RNA of Amoebophrya sp. A25, 801 nucleotides long. The record is from the annotation of a GenBank genome assembly. Lineage: Eukaryota; Dinophyceae; Syndiniales; Amoebophryaceae.
AGAUGUUGGAAGUUGCACUAUACCUAAGGUCGAUGUUGCUCUAGAUGAAGCUGCGCCCCACGCGCAUUUUCUGACUACUUUUUGAAGAUUAGAAAUAACUACUACGACGCCCUGAGGCAGUCUGCACUGAAUCUAGUGCGAUAUUUAUUGUAUUGAUGUAUCUAUUGUACUAUGUAUAACUAUCUUGUCAGUUUCAUCACCAUCACCAAAGAAAGCAUGGCCGCCGCCAGCGGAUUGUCUUUCGUUGUCGGCGAGCUGCCCGCUGCGGUGACUCGCGAAUAAUUUUUUGCCACUGCGCAAGUCGACGCGUUUCUGUUCGAGUAUGCGCCAACAUUAAGGCUUCCGCAGAAGCACGUCUGAGACGGUCUCCUUAGUUAACUGCUUACACCAUGAUCUCAGAGAUUUUCAACAAACGUACCGCUUUAGAGAAGGAGCAGGCUGGGAAGAAGAAAGGCAAGAAAAGACUGGAAUAAAGAUUGGUCUGAACAAGGCUGGAGGAUCCUCAUCUAAGGUGAAGAAGGUGGUGAGAAAACGGGAAUCGAAAAGACGACUAGAGUGUGGAUGUCCUUUCCUGACACGACUGGAUAUUAUUCUCAAUCAUCCACGAAAAUUGAUCAGGCAUAUGACAUAAUUGAGGACCUUCAGGAGGACCUCCAGGAAUCUCUACUGUAAUAUCAGGACCAUAAAGUUAAAGCACGCGUUCUCGUGAACACUGAACCCCAUGUUGACUCAAAGUUGUUAAAAAUAUAUAAAUAUGACUUCUUCAAAUGGAAUCAGUUGCGCUCGGUUUAACUGUUGUCU